Symbiodinium sp. CCMP2456 is the source of this 289-nucleotide messenger RNA. NCBI's taxonomy places the organism in Eukaryota, Dinophyceae, Suessiales, Symbiodiniaceae. The record is from the annotation of a GenBank genome assembly.
GAGGGACAGCUUUUCACUGCAGCGCAGCAGGGCUACACGGCCGAGGUUGAAGCGCUGCUGCAGAUGCCCAUGAACCCGGACGUCGUCCCCUCGAUCGACGGCGAUUCGCCUUCUGCCGGCGAGGAGCGAGCGAUGCGGAGGUAUGUUCGGACGAUGUGUGCAAGUCUGGAUUACACGCUUUUCGAGCCCGAAUGGGGCGAAUCCACAGCGCUGAAUCGGGCAGCAAGAAGGAAUCAUCCAGAAGUCGUGGAGCUGCUCCUGGAAGCGGAGGCGAACGUGAACUUCGUUA